UCGUUUUGCUAUUUCCUGAUAAAACUGUGAUUAUAAUCUGUGUACAAGGCUCUUUUUCUUGUCUUGACACAACAUAUUGGAUAAAAAAUAUAUUGCUCUACAUAAUAUUUUUUGAAUAAUAAAUAAGAUGUACUAUACACCUUUACAAAAUAGAUGUUUGUUGUUAGAAUGCAAAAUACUAAUGUGUUAUACAUGUUGCUUAGUUUUUCCCAAACUCUUAAUCUUUUUUUAUAUGGUUUGAUUUGUUUUGAAUUUUGUGCAAAGCUACACAAGGGCUAUCUGCACUUGCUGUCCCAACCAGAGAGAAGGCAAUUAGUCAACACCACCCACUGCCAACUCUGGAUCUAUUCUUUUGCCAACAACUGACUGUCAGAUUAUAAUGUCCCCAUGGCUGAAAGAAUUAGCAUGUUCUGUGAUAAGAAUUCGCAUCCGUAACCCUCAGGUUGUGAGUCAGGCUCCUUAACCACCAGGCCUUAAAUUUUUUGCUUGUUUUACACAAAGGAAGAUUGGCAAGAUCAGGAACCAAAAAUCAGUAUUAGAGUUAGUACUAAAGUAGUACCUCAUUGAAAUACAUAGCAAAAAUGGAAUUUUUUGACAUAAAACCUUUUUGCAUAUGCAAAUAACACGAUUAUGGAAAAUCAGUUUAGCAUGGUGGCUACCUUAACUAUAAAAUAAUAUAUGUGUUUGGACUUUUUGACAGUAUUAUUUCUCAAAAAAAAAUUAAGGAGUCUAUUACUGAAAAGAUUAAAAAUUCCAGAAUUUCAUGAUAAAUUUACCAUAAUGCCAAUUCUACAGUUUUGAGUGUUUGAACUAGUUUUAACAUAAAAACAUCUUAUGAUAGUUUGUACCAUAUAAAAAUAUCUAAGCAACACAUGUUGAGCCUGAAGUUGAAUUUCAAUAUAGUAUUCAAAUUUAUGAAACCUUUGAAAACAUAAUGAGGCAAAACAACAUUGUACUGUGAAUAUGGCAUCAAAGGUGAAUUUGAAAGUGUUUUCAUAUAUAUAUUGAUUUGUUUUAUUCUUACUACAUGUUCUAUACUGCAUGAAAUGAAUUUCUUUUCAUCUGUUAUUGAGGCUGUCUUGAUAUUUUUUUCCUUGUGGUCUAAUAAAACUUUAUGAUUUCUUUUUUGAUGAUAAAUUUACUUAACAGUUGCCUUUCACUUUGAGACUGGUAUAUAUCUUUAUGUACAGCCACUUUAGCUGUUUAAUGAACUUUUUUAGAAAUAAUUAAGUGUAAACUUUUGUUGUUUGAUUAAACACAAAAAAUACAUAUUGUUGUCCUGAUUUGUGGUUCAUUGUUGUGAUUGUGCAUGAAAUAUUGAACAUAUAUAUUCAUAUACACCAAAACACAAACAACUUGUAUCAAAACAAGGCAUUUAAUGCAGCAUUAUACAUGUUUAAAAACAUUGGAAUGUGCUUGUUGUGCCAAAUGUAUCACUUCAGUAAAGUAAUUUGGAAACUGUUUUUUUAAAUGUUUUGUACAUCUUAUAAGCGAAAAAGAAUAUUACACAUUUCUAAAUAAAUCAGUUUUUUAUUACAACUAUUUUGUUUAUAAAUACUAUGACAUUUAAGAAAAUAGAGAAACUGUAUUUAAAUAACUUGUGUUAUACAGUCUAAUAACAAUUGAAACUCACAAACUUUCUAUGGAAAGUCAAUUUUCAACUCUUUCAGUAUUUACUAGAAUAAUUGGUCAUUUUAAGAACAAAUAUUACUAACCCUAAAAAGUAGAAUAACUUGUAUAGAGGUUGAAUACAUUAUAUUAAAACAAUUUUGAAUAUGAAAAUAAGCAAGUAAUGUGAUAAUCAUAACUGAUAUAAAGUCACAGUGGAAAGGAAUGUAUCAGAACUAUGUUUUAACUUUGGCAUUUCAUAGGUAAUGUGAUACCCACAAAAACUGAUCACUUUUAGAAAGGAUAUAUAACAACCCUUUCCAAUUCACAAUAUUCAUACACUCAAGUCAUAAAAAUGUGUUCAGUUUGAAGAUUUAGAAUAUCUAAGAUGGGAAUAUCCCUUGUUACUUGUAUUUAAUAGUAUUGGGAAACAAAGGAAUAUUGAUGAACUUGGGACACCGGAUCUAUCUGGAAAGAGACCUGCAAGAAGUCGUAUCCCAGCAGAGUAAAGCAGUAUCAGUAUCUUGUAACAGCCAAAAGAUGCCCAAAACUCGGUCCAAACAAGAAACCUUUGGUGUUGGUGAUGAUGUGAUUGCUAAGUGGUCUGGAAGCAACUUGUUCUACAAUGCUACUAUCUUGGGAAAGACUGGAAGUUUUUAUGAUGUCCAGUUUGAAGAUGGAUCAGUCAGCACAGUUGAGCCAAUUAAUGUAAAAAAACGAGUAAUACACACCAAAGCCAGUCGUUCACCAGGAAGAAAACAAACUUCUCAAAAAACACAAAGUCGUAGCAGCAGCAAAAGACGUCUAAGUCGUAGUAGAAGUAAUAGAAGGUCCAGUCGCAGCAGCAGUAGAAGUAGAUCAAAGUCUCGAUCGAGGAGAAGAAUAAAGAAGGAAGUAUCGCCCUCUAAGAAGAACUUGAAAAAACCUGAAGAAAUCCCAGAAAUUAAUUUGAUAGAAGAGGUUUCAACACUAGCAGCACAGACUUUACCAAAACUGAAUUUACAGCAGACUCACGAAGUAUGUAUUUAUGAGAGAAAAAAAGAUGAAUAUGUGAUUAAAUUGUUAAACUAUAACAUUUUUACCAAGUCUAAUCCAGAAAUUCUAUAA
Molecule: messenger RNA, 2715 nt
Organism: Limulus polyphemus (Atlantic horseshoe crab)
Lineage: Eukaryota; Metazoa; Arthropoda; Merostomata; Xiphosura; Limulidae
Product: lamin-B receptor-like
Exons: 3
Coding region: 2053-2715 (220 amino acids)
Source: RefSeq, a predicted model, not a curated record